This is a messenger RNA of Colletotrichum abscissum, 303 nucleotides long. RefSeq lists its product as uncharacterized. The coding region runs from base 1 to 303 and encodes 100 amino acids. The record is from RefSeq and is a predicted model, not a curated record. Lineage: Eukaryota; Fungi; Ascomycota; Sordariomycetes; Glomerellales; Glomerellaceae. The transcript has a single exon.
AUGUGUCGUGUUGGUGAUGAUAUUGGCGCUGCUAUCAUCUCAUUCUCAUCUAAUGUUUAUCUGACCACCCAAGUCUCGCUCAGCUCGCGCAGCUGUCAGAUCCUUCUGUCCCUCAGGUCGGUAAUCGCUAGGACCUCUGCUCAUACGUUGUCAAUCUUGCAUUCCUUUGCGGUGAAGAAGCGUAUGCGCAAUGUGGAAAUGCCGACUAACAUGAGAAAGCCUAUAGCUCGGGCAUUUUUCUCAUCGAUUAAUCCUUUUUUUUUCCCUCUCUCGUUUUUUGCUUCGCAAUGGCGCCGGCGCUAA